Messenger RNA from Podarcis lilfordi (Lilford's wall lizard), 14200 nucleotides. Lineage: Eukaryota; Metazoa; Chordata; Lepidosauria; Squamata; Lacertidae. The record is from the annotation of a GenBank genome assembly.
AUGUGUGACAUCACACACACCUGGCACCAGCACGCGGGGCUCCUCAGAGGGUCACGCCACAGUGCUGGACCUUCAGUGGACAUGUGACAAUACAUGGAGGAGGUCGACAGGCGAGAAGGCCAACCUUUGGGAGCUGCCUCCUCCGCCCCCUCAACAUUGAGGGAGCCUGGCCCCUUGCCCAGAGAUUUCAAGGGGUCUGAAGACACCUCGGCCCCCUGGAGCUGGCCUGUUAGCUUCCUCCUCCUUCAUCUCAGUGUUGCCCUUGUAGAACUCAAGGAGGAGAACGCUGACAAAAGUAGAAUAAAUUGGCUCCAUCUGCCAUUGGCUCUGGCUCCAUCUACUGCUGAGGCUCCCUACUUUCUGCCUUACCCGUUUUCAGGGGCACCAGCUGCCAUUGGGAAGGGAGCUUGGCAAGGACCCUCCCUGCAGAGGUAGUCCAUCAGCACCACCUCAGAAUUUUCAGCUGAAAGAAGAACUCCAAAGUAUAUUUGAUCCAGACAAACUCAAACCUUUUCAAAUCCCACUGAUUUCAGAAUUAAAUGUGUUGCUAAAUCUCUUGCACUGGAAAAGAUGCGGAUCCAAAGGGCGUAAAUUAGGUAUACGAUGUAAAAUGUCCAGAGUGGGCCACUCUGCAGCUUCUGGUAGACUAAUUAAUGCAGCAUAUUAGAAAAAGCUGAGAGGUGUUUCUCUGGCUCAGAUUUGUGGAUCUCCAGGACAAAGGAUAUUUUAUUUUGUUUUGUUUUUUCAAAAAAAAUUAUUCAUUUUAUAACACAACUAAACAACACAAACAGAAAAACAAACAAUACAAACAAAUUCUUGUAUUACCCUUAUUUUUUCUAAACAUUGUUAGAUGAGCUUCCCCAAGUCCCCCAUCUGAUUUUCAUUUUACCUCAUCUUUAGCAGUUUACAUAUAUCCUAAUUUUUAACCAUUUUUUUAUCACGUUCACUUUUACCAUAAAAAUCUUCACAUUUUGUCACUUACAAAUAAUACUAUUUUAAAAUACGCUAUCUUCUACUUCUAACCCUACAGCCUCUAUCCACUUCCAAAGCUAUUCUAAGAUUUAACUAUUAACAUAUUUUUUUCAAAUAUUCUUUAAACUUGUUCCAAUCUUCUUCCACCAUCUUUUCUCUCUGGUCUCAGAGUCUCCCAGUCAGUUUGGCAAGUUCCAUAUAGUCCAUCAUCUUCAUCUGCCAUUUUUAUUUUAUUUUUAAAUCACAACAACCUGAUUUUUUUUAAUGAAGAUGCCAGGGAUUGAAUUUCCUAGACCUGGUGCCCUUGGCUUUCUUGCAGUAGCAAGGAGAAUGCCCCUUAUUCUCAGAGAUAAUCAAGAAACGAAAACUCAUUUUUGAGUGCAAUAAAGAAGUGUUCCGCAGGGGGGAGCAAAAGCAACGACUGUGCCCUAGCUAUUGACAGCUUUGGGUAGCCCUGCCUGAUUGGACAGAACCUAUGACAUCACGAAUGAUAAGCAACGCCGUUUUGUUUUGUGUUCCACUAGGCUCAGAAGAGACGUGCCCAACAGAUGCAACACACAUUUUGACGCAGUGGCUCAGAUUCGAGGAGAGGCUUUCUUUUUCAAAGGUGAGCAUGUGGCUCUUUUCCUUUAAAAAAAACAGCACGCUGCUUGGGUUUGCUUCCAGGCCACACUAGUUGGGGAAAGAUCAUAGCUGGUUCAAUGCUUGUCAUCUCCAGGCAGGUCUGGGAGAGGCCCCUUGUCUCAAACCCUGGAGAGCCACUGACAGUCAGUGUAAAAAAAAGGUAAGCUAAAGGACCCCUGGACAAUUAUGUCCAGUCAAAGGUGACUGUAGGGUUGAGGCGCUCAUCUUGCUUUCAGGCCGAGGGAGCCGGCAUUUGUCCACAGACAGCUUUCUGGGCUGAAGUGAAGAACAUGAGGCAGGAGUUGAUAAUGCAGGUGAGCUGCAAGCAAGCUGCCGGCCAGCUCUGUGGAGGCUCCUUUUAUUGACACAAUAUGCAAACCCAGGCAGAUACAUUUUGGGCUGUGACCUUUACACAUCUUCCAGUCCCAAGAUCGUGGGGUGGUACAAAGCUAUUUUGGCACCUGUUUCCACCAUGUCAUUUUCCCCUUGCACAGUGUAUGACGAAGGAGACAAAGGUCUCAGAGACAAAGGUCACAGACAGGACACCGCAGACUACUGAGACCGCAAUAGGUUACACAGAGGGCAAGAUUUUCAGACAGCUGUGGCUUUAUCUGUGAGGGGGAGUGUGCCCCGCACCCCAAGGUCACGCGUGCAGACAGCUGAGGCUGCCUGCGGGUGGGAAGUGUGCUCCACACCCAGCAAUCAUUCCUACACUGGGCCAUGUGGCCAGCAUGACCAAACUGCUUCUGGCACAACGGAACACCGUGCCAGAAGCCAGAGUGCAUGGAAAUGCCGUUUACCUUCCUGCCAGAGCAGUACCUAUUUAUCUACUUGCACUGGCGUGCUUUCAAACUGCUAGGUUGGCAGGAGCUGGGAGAAAGCAACGGGAGCUCACUCUGUCGUGGGGAUUCGAACCGCCAACCUUCCAAUCAGCAAGCCCAGGAGGCUCAGUGGUUUAGACCACAGCGCCACCCGUGUAGACAGCCCUGAAUCAAUGGUCUGACUUGGUAUGCAUAUAGGGGCAGGGCUGGUGUAAUGAUGGUGGCAACUUCUAGUGUGUGAGCCCUAAGCAAGGGUCACCUCUCUAGUCUCCGCCAGCUGCUGCCAUAAAUGAGCAAGGCAGAGGCAAGAGCUGCAGCAGCCACAGGAGCCCCAUGGCAGUACCAGCAAGCCCUGGCAAGGCCCUGAUGCUUGUUCUAGGAUAGAUGAGGCCCCUUCCAAUCCUUCCCUAAGGCUUCUGUCUCCCCAGCCUGAGACUCUGUUCAAGUCCCUAACACUCCAGCUAUGUGUGCCUUAAUGAUGCAACCCAUCUGGCAUCACACUCUGCAACAGCUGCUCGCAAGACGUGUCCGGGAGUGAAAAAAGGGAGAGAAGCAGAGAAGCUUGGGUACAGCCUCGUCUUCGGUUGCUCUCCCGCGAGAGCUCUUGUGCAGUCAAAAUUUGGAGAAUCUCCAAUGGUUCCUUGGCUAAGAUGCUUUCUGACUGCAAAAGCGUUUGUUCCAAGCCACCUCUGCUUUCAUUGUCGUCUUCUUUCUGAUGACGACGAUAUAUGAUUAUUAGGAGUAAUGUUUUUGAAUAAAAUAUUCUAUUUUUUAAGAAAAACAGCCACUACAAAAAUUCACCUGAUUAUAAUUCUACAAACACUAUCCAAAUGCUAAAUGCAAAUCAUGGAAAGGCAGUCAACGUCAUUCAAUGUAAGACAACCCAUUUGUUCUUUGUAACUUAUCAUGGUUCUUAAAAGAGAUUAACUGAGCCAAGUAUUCUAGAUCUUAUAUAUACUGUAUAUUAAUCUCUUCCUGCCCCAAUAACCUACAUGGAUGCAUUGUCUCCAGUGUACUAUCAUUCUAAUAGGAUACUAGCAAGCGUCACUUUUCUACUGACUUGCUGACAGCCUGACAUAACCCGUAUUAUAUUUGUACAUUUCGCCGCCUGAACCACCCCCCAGAAUAAUAAUAAUAAUAAUAAUAAUGUCAUCAUUAGCAACAACUGUAUCAUCAUAUUUAGUAUUUAUGGAGUGUUCAGAACAUUUCACGUUCAGUAUUACAGUAGUAGCCCUUUGUCAUGGCACUGACAGGCACGAAAUAUCCAGAGUGAGGAAUAUAAUCUUUAUUGUCAGGUUAGGGAAAGGCAUGUCCAUCAGUCCUAUGCCUCCCAACUUCUCCUAGAUGUGCAGCCAAUGAGGCAGUUGCCGCAACUAAAAGGCCUCACCCCUGACCUUGGCUUGCAACCUGCUUGUAAACUGCCUCUGCUCCUCCCUCUUCACUCCUCUUCUGGUCCUGGGAGACAGUGGGGCAGGAGAGGUGGGGUCAGGAGGAGGUGUGGAAGCCCUUGGCUCUAUAUCAGCCUGAGCUAUCUCUUUCUCCUUCUACACCUCUUCUUCAUUCUCCAGUCCUGCACCUUCUCCUGUCUCUGACUCUCGUCUCCCAGCUGUAACAGGCUCCUACGGAUCACCAAUCCCUUCUUCCAAGUCAGUCUCCAACCCCCACUUCUCCGGGUGCCCCACUCCUCAGCAUUCAGCCACCACCCAGUUCCUGACAUCCUUAGAGCAGCCAUGUGAAAUGGACAGCAGCACUAUUAGCCCCAUUUUGCAGAUGGAGAUGGUGAGGCCGGGAGUUUGCUGGCUCCUCUGGGAGGAGGAAUAAUAAAUGCCACCCACGUAAAUCAUACUUUGCAAGUGAUGAAAGGACAGGCCCAUGUCCCAUGCGUCUUGCACUCUAGAAAUUGACCCAAGGGAGGCAAUCAAAAAAAGGGCAAGGAUACCCAUCAAAAGAGUAUAAUAGUCUUCUUCUGGAGGUUGGCAGCUUUUUAACUAGUCAGCCGCCUACAGAGCUCCUCCUGCCCUUCUCUAUGUAGGAAAGAGCCUGAAACCUGGAUUAGGUUAUCCAGAAAAGAAACUGGGACCUUCUGCAUGCAGACCAUAUUCUCUCCCGCUAAGCUACACUUCCCCUGUGUUCCUGACAGCAUUUAUGACAAAUUAGCUUUGGAACACUUUGAACUUUGGGUGUUUAAUACCUUUUCAGAGGGGGAGGCUGGGGAGGAACGAUUGACCCGGCGAUAUUUCUCCCAGAAAUAUUGGGAAGCUGCCCUUUUUGUAGCAAAAGCUUCAUUAGGGAUGCAAAGAACAUCUCACGCUAAUUGCAUGCAUUUCCCAUAAACAUGCAAAGGGCACCCAAUUCGAAGGCUGAGGUUUUAAUUUUCCCGUCCUUUUAAAAAAAGAAAAAACCCCACCAUCUUCAAAGAAUUUGUAAUUGCUGCUAUCCAGACUGCAUUCCAAUGCAUUAUUCAUGCAUCGGCCCGUGUCAUAUAAAACAAAUAUGCAAAGUGGUGCAUAAUUACCAGCUGAUGAAAUAAAUCCUUACAACUGUAUUUUUAAAAAGAAAAAAAAUUGAACCGCCCUGCAGAUGUUGAAGAGCUUAGAGAGGGGGUUGUGUUGUGGGCUCCCCCCCCCCUUUUGCCUUCUGCACUAUUAGGCUAGGAUCCAAUUUUCUGAAAGACUACGUCACCACCUGUUUGAAUUGCAGAAGUCAGGAAGGAGCCAAGCCACCUUGAAUACAGACUUGCAAGGGCCGUCUUGAGUUAGCAAAGCAUUUCCCGCCUCCCAUGGGAUUUUUGCUGCAUGUGCAUCGUACAGGAGGUUACCCAUGUGAAUGCUAACAAAACCAUGAAGGCUGCUGGGGCUCUGACCACAAGUUCCACAAGCUUCCUUCAACCAGCUGUUGUUCAGAGGGCUGCAAAAAUAAAAAAUUGUCAAGGGAGAAAAAGAAAUGCCCCUGGGGAAGAAAGAGUUGCAUCUCUGAAAUAUACUCGGAGUCGAGUGUGGAUUUCAUGCUCUUUAUUCAGCUCCUAGUGGUGAGGAGGGAUGAAAGUUUCCCCAAAAUAUCUGCUUUAUAUACAUUAUUUAUACAAUGCGCUGCAUGUGAUUGGCUAAUUCCAGGAUUCUCCUGUAGGCCAAUCAGGUUGUGGAUUCACUUCCACCUGGAGCUGGAUUGGGUGGCUCCUGCAGACCAAUCAUACUGCUGCAUUGUUCUAGGACCAAUCAGACUGCUGCAUUCUGAAUCUUAUAGUUCUAGGACCAAUCAGACUGCUGCAUUUUGGAUCCUAUUGUUCUAGGACCAAUCAGACUGCUGCCUUUUGGAUCCUAUUCAACUCAGUACAUAACAAUCUCCUACUAACCAAUGCCUCUUCAUCCAGGCAAAUACUUCUGGAGACUGACUCGCAACAAACAUCUGGUCUCCCUCCAGCCAGCUCAGAUCCAUCGUUUCUGGCGAGGGCUGCCUCUGAACCUGGACAGUGUGGAUGCUGUUUAUGAGAGAACCCACGACCACAAGAUUGUGUUCUUCAAAGGUAAGAGAAAGCAUUUGACACAGUUGUAGGUGACCUUCUCUUUGGCAUUCCCAGAUUCUUUGUUCCCCCACUGUGUUUAAGCCUCUUUGAGCCUCAACUCUAAGCUUUAGAGUACAGAUUGCACAGCUGGAAGAAAAUUACUUGUCUCAAAUGACAAGCUUUGAUUUGAUUCCAGAUGAUCAGGCUGAACAUCACUCUAGUAGUCUCCUGGGCUUUCCCAGCUGCAUGUUGCUAAUGUCUUGUGGUGAGCUGUGUCUCACCUGGGUAAUUUUAGACUUUGGAAUGCAUGAUCUUGCAAGGAAGCCUCUUUUUAGAUCAGGGGUGGAGAACCUGUGGCAUUCCACACAUUCACAGCAUUCCAAAUCCCACUGGCCUAGCAAAUGGGAAGUGAUGAUGGGUGCUGGACUCCAGCAACAUCUCGAAGGCCAAAGGUUCCCCACUCUAACUUUAGAUGGUAAUGUUCACCACUUCAUUUACUCCAAAAUGCCCUCAAGUCCUGUCCUAAGAGCAUGACUGGGGGGCCAAUAGUGCUUGACAUGGAUUAAUGACAUCAUUGGCCUGCGCCGGGUGUUGUCACCACAUGCCUCCAGCCAACAUUUCACCAACUCCUUCUGACUCUGGAUGGGGCGAAAAUGUAAGUUUCACUUUCUUGUUUUUUUCCCAUCUUAGGUUCAGUUCUUCACAUGUCCAAAUCAAUUUGUGAUAUAUAUAUAUCCUGCUGCAAAUUCAUUAGUAUUUUACUGCAAAUUUAUUCUAAUACAAUUUUUCCUAAUCUACACAUUUUCGCAAAACAAUUUCCCCCCAGGAGCCAGUGUGGUGUAGUGGUUAAGAGAGGUAGUCUCGUAAUCUGGUGAACCGGGUUCGCUUCCCCAUUCCUCCACAUGCAGCUGCUGGGUGACCUUGGGCUAGUCACACUUCUUUGAAGUCUCUCAGCCCCACUCACCUCAGAGAGCGUUUGUUGUGGGUGAGGAAGGGAAAGAAGAAUGUUAGCCGCUUUGAGACUCCUACGGGUAGUGAUAAAGCGGGAUAUCAAAUCCAAACUCCUCUUCUUCUAGUGCAAUGCAGUUUUGUUUGCUAUUUUUAUUCAUAUAUGCAUUUUUGUGUGCACUUUACUCCAGUACAUAUAGUUUUUGUACACUUGUACACCUCACUUUUUAUGACAGGAGUGAGCCAAUCAGUAAAUCACACUGUUCAGGUUGGAGUUAACUCUUUAUUAGCAAGAACACCAUCUGCCCAGACUUGGUGGAGUGCCAGUCCUAAUGAGCACAACAGCUCAUCUCCAGUACGUCUUGCCCCAUGGAUCAGUUUCUGAGACUGAAAAUCCCCACCUUCCCACAGCCGUUUAACUCUCCUUCUCUCCAGGGCUUUUCUCCAGCAAUCAGAGACUGUACCUGCCUGAAGUCAAGCUUUCCUCCGCCUUUUUCAUGCCUCUUCUAGUUCCGGGAGAGCAGUGAGAAAGGGAGCUUAUCACAGCAGCUGGAGGAAACACCCAUUAUUCUUCACUAGUCUGACUCCUCUCUGCCUUUUGGGCUCCCUCCUCCGCUGCUUCAGCUUCUGCCUCCAAUUCUGGACUUCUUUCUGCCACAGACUCUCCCUGCUCACUAAACCCUGUUCCCUCUUCUGCUACCUCCUUCUCCCAGUCCUCUUCUGCCUCUGACCACUCAUCAUUGCCCCACCACCAAUCCCAGGACUCUGAACCUUCUUCCCUUGGGGAUUUCCCAGGUGGUUCCUCAUACCAUUCCUCUGCAUUCACCAGCCCAUGACACUUGGCUGUUGUUGUUUAGUCGUUUAGUCGUGUCCGACUCUUCGUGACCCCAUGGACCAGAGCACGCCAGGCACUCCUGUCUUCCACUGCCUCCCGCAGUUUAGUCAAACUCAUGCUGGUAGCCUCAAGAACACUGUCCAACCAUCUUGUCCUCUGUCGUCCCCUUCUCCUUGUGCCCUCCAUCUUUCCCAACAUCAGGAUCUUUUCCAGGGAGUCUUCUCUUCUCAUGAGGUGGCCAAAGUAUUGGAGUCUCAGCUUCAGGAUCUGUCCUUCCAGUAAGCACUCAGGGCUGAUUUCCUUCAGAAUGGAUAGGUUUGAUCUUCUUGCAGUCCAUAGGACUCUCAAGAGUCUCCUCCAGCACCAUAAUUCAAAAGCAUCAAUUCUUCGGCGAUCAGCCUUCUUUAUGGUCCAGCUCUCACUUCCACUUGGCUAGAGAACUGCAUUGCAAAAUUCAGAAAAGUGCAAGUUUCAAAGGACUGCUGCAUUUUGGUUCAUUUAGGAUUCACACAGGUGUUUACCUUUAAGUGCAAACUGAACCAGACUUCUCCUCCACCCCUCCUUCUGACCCAGACACCUUGUUCUGCCAGCAUCCGAGAAUGGCGGCUGGCAAUUACACGCAGGCUUGCCAAUGUGUGCUCCACUCCUAAGUGAACACACUCCCCGCAGUUCACUCACCUAGAAAGCCUCUGCGUAAAGUCACUGACACAAUAAGAAAUUGCAUCUUUGUCUUCUUCCCCUUGAAAUCAGAUGGCAUGGCAGGAGUUGACGGGGAGAGGGAUUAGUCCUCUUUAUUGGAAACACGACACAAACAUGGAAUUAUACAUGUGUCAAGGAUAUUGUUAGGAGAGCCUGGUGUUGGCUCGUCGACUGAGCAAUGCUGCCCUCCACUGGCUAAUCGGGAAAGGACAGCCACAGCCAGCAAGAACUGAAAGGCAAAACACACACAGCCUUGGGAAGUCUCCUUGGUGCCCAAACUUUCCCUUUCCCCCACACCUGACAAUACUGUAGUCUUAGCCCUAGUCUAUGAAGGUAAGAAGGAGGUGUUCUUUGCUAUCUACUGCAAUUAUUAAGUUUGCUGAUGACACCACCAUAAUGGGUUUAAUUACAGGCGGAGACGAAUCUGCAUACAGGGGGGAGGUUCAAAAGGUAUCCACAUGGUGCUCAGAGAACAAUCUGCACCUAAACAUUGGCAAGACAAUUGGUGUUGGGCUUUCGGAGGAAGAGAGGGGAGCUAGCCCCUUUGUAUAUCAGCGGGGGCCGUGUGGAGAGAGUCUCUUCCUUUAAAUUCCUGGGAGUCCAUCUUAGUGAAGAUCUUACUUGGAAGGUCAAGACAGCCCAGGUGGUUAGGAAGGCCCAACAGAGACUUCAUUUCCUUAGGGUCUUGCAAAAGAACAAUGUUAGACAGCAACUGAUGAUUUCCUUCUAUCGGUCCACGAUAGAAAGUGUUCUCUCAUACUAUAUUACUGUGUGGUACGCUGGUUUGACAGCCAUGGACAGAAAGUCCCUACAGAGGGUGGUGAAGACAGCACAUGAUAUCAUGGGCUGCCCCCUGAGUCCGCUAGAUGUUAUCGCAGGAGACCGUUGCCUCAGAAGAGCGAGGAACAUUCUCAGGGAUGACUCACACCCUGGCCAGCACCUUUUUAAUCUCCUGCCUGUAUAGAAGCAUGAUAAGCCGCACCAACAGGCUAAAGAACAGUUUCUACCAGUGGGCCAUGAGGCUGCUGAAUGGAAGACAGCAACAUUGCAGUUGAUGUUCUGGCUUGGUGGUCAUACAACCGCACACAGAGUGUAACAAGGACUGAGAGAUGGGAGGAGGGGGGGCUCGUUUAUUCUCAGUGACAGUGACAAUAAAGUAUUUCUACUUAUUUCUAUUUUAGAUUCACAACUCCAAAAUCUCCCGCUAAUAAUCUAAGUAAGAGCCUCAGCAUUUUAAUUUACAGCAGACCUUAAGUCCUCCAGACGUCUCCAAGUUGUCUAGGUAGACUCUGCUUACCUUACAGCAGGGCUAGAGAGUUGGACUCCAACUCCCAUCAGCCUCUGUCAGCAUGGCCCCUGGUCAGGGAGGAUGGGAGUUGUAUUCCAACAACAUUUGGAGGGCCAUGGGUUUCCCAUUUCCAUCUCAAUGCAUUUAUCUCAAAGGGUGGCCAUUAAGCGAGCUGGGAACAUUCUUCCAGUUAAUGGGCUUGUUUGGAACAAGCCCAGGCUUCCCUUGGCUGCAAGGCCAAGAUCGAAAAGCUUUGCUUCCGUUUCUGAGUUGCCACAGUUUGCCAUGUCAUUUGAAUCUGGACAAUAAACUAUGGUUGGUUAGUGAAAACAAGCCAAGCCAUUGUUUAUGAAGCUGGUAUUAAGGAUGUUUAAGAUUAACCACAGUUUAGGACAACGUGCUAAGUUGCAGCUAAUGGAUAACCAUAGCAGAAGCUUCCGAUCUCCUCCUUGUGGCUGCAGGAAACAGAGACGGAAAGUGGGAUCCUGUGGAGAGGCUAUACCAUGGUCUGGCAUUAUGCUCAAAUGCAGUUACUAUCUCUUAAUAUAUAAAUUCUAAAAUAUUGCUGUGGAAGAAGACACACUGUAGAAACUCAUUAGAGGACAUACGUUUAGUUCCUCCAACCUUCCCAAACCUAGCACCCCGUAGAUGCUGUUGGACUUCCAUCAGCCAUAGCCAGAAUGGCCAUUUGGUCAGAGAAGAUGGGCUUUGUAGUCCAGCAACAUCUAAAAGGCACCAAGUUGGGAAAAGCUGAGCUCAUUUUAUUUAACAAUUUUAUAUAUCACUUGCUUGUACAAAAAACCUUCAAGUGCUUAAAAAAAUUGUUUUAAUUAAAAUUGUCUUUGAAAGAGUUAGAAACAGGAAGUUAGGAAUUCAAAAUAUAAUUUAAAUAAAAAAUAACCAAAGACAGAUUAAAACAUCUAGGGAUAGGCUUGCCUGAAUAAAAUUGUUUUUAGCAGGUGUUAUAAAGUGUACACUGAAGGUGACUGCUUGAUGUCAAUUGGCAGGGGGUUCCAAAGAGUAGAUGCCUCCUUACAAGUGUGAAAUGGACAUUGUGUGGCACUUGUAGCAGUCCAGUUCUGCGGAUUGAUGCACCUGAGUAGGCAUAUAAGAGUAUGGUGAUGCUUCUAGUUUUACCAUACCGACAGCUUGAGUGAGUUAAAUUGAAAAGAUCAUUCACAGUUUUUGGAGCUCAAAGGCUUUAUUCAUGCAGGAACUAUCUGCACAAUGAGUGGCUGAGGAGAGAAAUAGCAUAGUUCUUCUCUGUAGAGAACAGCAAACGAAAAAGUUCAGCUUUUAGGGGUGAAGUUAACUUAGAGAGACUUACAAACAAGUGCUUGCUGGAUUGCUAGACAAACAGUACCCUCUUGUGGUUUAAACUCACAUAUGCAUUAACUAGAAACUCGUGAGAAGGGAACAUGUUUGCCUUCAUGCACCAGUAAGGAUGUCUUCCCCCUGGCCAAUAAAAACACACACAACACAUCCUCAUUAAAACAGACUCCUCAGCAAGUGGUGUGUGUGUGCGCGCGCGUGUGCUUAACUUUUGGGCAUUUGCUCCUCCUGGAGCGUUGUGAACUCAGACCUAAAGACUACCACAGCCUCUCUCUUUUUUAGAAGCUAGCUCUGUGCUGUGAAGCAGGAAUGACAUUGCUACCUACCUGUCUGUUUCUUCUCCCCAGGGGACAGAUACUGGGUCUUCAAGGACAAUAAUGUGGAGGAAGGUUACCCCCGGCCCAUCUCGGAUUUUGGCUUGCCGCCGGGAGGCAUCGACGCCGCAUUUUCCUGGGCCCAGAAUGACAAGACUUAUUUCUUUAAGGACACUCUCUACUGGUGCUAUGAUGACCACGAGCGGAGGAUGGAUCCUGGCUAUCCUUUGGAGACCAUGUUGUGGAAGGGGGUCCCCAGUGGGCUGGAUGAUGCCACGCGGUGGUCCGACGGUAAGUGUUAAGCACUAGAUCAAACGGGAGGAGGGAGGGGCUGUACAUCAAGCUGGCGAGACUUCGCCCUGUGCUCAGAAUGCUACAACAUAAAGGCCAGAAUGAGUGUGUGUGCCUCCCAACUUGUAUUUAAUAAUUAAAAUAAUUAACACUGUGUAACUAGCUGCACACGCUUUUGCUGUGGUCACAGCAAACCUCUUGAUGGCCUAAUUGUUUUGAUCCAUGGAUGCAUGAAAUGGCCAACUAUCCAUAUAAAUGGUGGAAGCCCUAGUAUGAGGGAGAAUAAUUAUGCAAUGGAACCUAUGAAGUACAGUCAUACCUCAUGUUGCGUCCGCUUCAGGUUGUGUUUUUUCCGGUUGCGGACUGCCAAAACCUGGAAGUACCGGAAUGGGUUACUUCCGGGUUUCGGCAGUCGCGCAUGCGCAGAAGCACUAAAUCGCGCUUUGCGCACGCACAGAAGCGCCGAAUCACAACCCGCGCAUUCACAGACGCACAGAUGCGGGUUGCGAAUGUGCAUCCCGCACGGAUCACAUUCGCAACUCGAGCAUCCACUGUAUGUGUCUAUCUGCCUUCAGUUUGCAAGUUCAAACUAAAAUUGAAAAAUUUGCAAUACAGUGGUACCUCGGGUUACAUACACUUCAGGUUACAUACACUUCAGGUUACAGACUCUGCUAACCCAGAAAUAGUGCUUCAGGUUAAGAACAGAAAUCGGGCUCCAGCAGCGCGGCGGCAGCAGGAGGCCCCAUUAGCUAAAGUGGUGCUUCAGGUUAAGAACAGUUUCAGGUUAAGAACAGACCUCCGGAACGAAUUAAGUACUUAACCCGAGGUACCACUGUAUUUCAAAUAUGCAUGCAGGGCCUACAACAAAAGGUUGCCGCAUGGAACACAUCUAUGCAGGGUACCGGUCAUGCCCAUUGCCAGGAUACUGCAUUCCAUUCCCCCUCCCAAGGAUCAACCAACAUUCUGUCCUGCAUGCUCAGCCCCUUAACAUUCUCCCCACCCAGAGGUCAGCUAGCAUUCUGUGGCUACUGAGCAUGUUCAUAGGCAUCUGGGCAGCCAAUGUGAGAACAAGAUGCUGGACUAGAUGGGCCUUUGCCCUGAUGCAACAGGACUCAUCCUAAAUUCCCAUAUACUCUACCAUUUAGCUUAUUAUUGUCUAUAGCAGCCUUUCCCAACCUCGGGUCCCCAGAUGUUGUUGGACUACAACUCCUAUCAUCCCUGACCACUGGUCCUGAUAGCUAGGGGUGAUGGGAGUUGUUGUCCAACAACAUCUGUUGACCCACAGGUUGAGAAAGGCUGUUCUAAGGUUCAGACAGAUGUGCCACCCAGCCCUGCUCAGAUGUGCCAGGGGUUGCACCUAGGGCCUUCUGCACACAAGGCUCUGUGCUCUGUCACUGAGCUAUUGCCCUUUCAAUGAAAAGACAGUACGAUUCCAGUCCACAUGUUUCUGAGAAAAGGGAAUGAAUGAAUACGGACAAAGGAAGAGGGAGCACUGUUCUACUUGAGUCUUCCUUGUGGACUUCUCAUAGGCAUCUGGUUGUCCUCUGCAAGAACAGGAGACCAAACUAGAUGAAUCAGGUCCAGCAAGUGGCAUGGACUUGUUGGAUGCAGAGAGGAAUGAUGAGAGGAACCAGCUGGGGAACCAUGAAGGGAAGAAAGCUCGGAGGCCGGGGAGCGGUGGUGGGACAAUGAUGAGUGGUCAGAGGGAGAAGACCAGGAAGAGGAGCUAUUGGAAGCUGAAGGGGUAACAGGGCUCAGUGAGUUGGGGGAGUACAUGGCAGACAGCAGUCGAGAAUCAGAGGCAGAAGCUGAAGCCGGCAAGUGGGAGGAGGGAAGUCAAGAGGCAGAAAUGAAUCAGGCUAAUGAAGAGUCACAAGUGUCCCUCCUCCUGCUGCAACAAGGUCCCCUCUCCCUCUGACUCCCAAAACCAGGAGAGGGAUGAAAUGGGUGGAGUAAAGACGGGCUGCACUCAGGCACAGUCUCUGAUUGCUUGGAAGAAGCCCUGGAGGGGAGGAGACAUAGAUGGCUGUAGGAAGGCAGACUUCUAAUCUCAGCAACUGAUUUCAUGGCGUAGGACCUACAGGGUAUGAGCUGCUGUGCUCAUUAGGUCUGAAACCCAGCCGAGUCUGUGGAAAUCAUGUUCUUCUAAUAACGAGUUAACUCCAGCUUUGAACUGUGUGAUUUACUGACUGACUUGCUCCAUGACAGAUAGGCUCUUCUCAGGUUCCCCUUUUGCUUCCUUUUCCAGGGGCAACCUACUUCUUCAAGGGAAAAGAAUACUGGAAAGUCAUGGACAGUGACUUGGAAGCUGAGCCCGGUUACCCACAAUCCAUUGCCAGAGACUGGCUGGUGUGCAGCGACAUGCAGGCGGAUUCGCCUGAGCCGGCCGAGAGCAGCAGGACAGGGGGCCGGUCCAGGCAGGGGCACCACGACGAGAGCCGCUCCGAGAGCGAAGUCUGCUCCUGCACGUCUUCCUCUCCCGGGUGGCCCUCAUCCGGCUCAGCUCUCAGACUCUGCGUAGGCCUCGCCUUGGCCAGCCUUUGGACAGCGGCACAGCUUCAGAGAUCGCUAUGA